Messenger RNA from Triticum turgidum subsp. durum (durum wheat), 2049 nucleotides. The record is from the annotation of a GenBank genome assembly. Lineage: Eukaryota; Viridiplantae; Streptophyta; Magnoliopsida; Poales; Poaceae.
AUGAAAGGACUAUGGUCUUUAAAAUGUUCAUCGAACGAUCCAUAUGACAUAUUCUUGGUUGUGACCUUUAUAAACGAGACACGCUUCUUGGCAAUCAAUAAGGAAAACAAAUUGGUAGAAACACCUAUAGAAGGAUUUAAUUCAGAAACACAGACUCUGGUCUGCGAAAGUGCCAUCCACAAUCAGCUUAUACAGGUUACUGCGCAAUCUGUCAGAUUAGUCAGCUCUACUUCUCGAGAUUUACUGGAUCAAUGGUUUGCACCAACAGGAUUUCCAGUCAAUGUUGCAGCAGCUAAUGCGUGCCAGGUUUUGUUGGCAACUGGUGGUUUCCAUCUCAUCUACCUAGAAAUUACCAACUCUAAGUUGGUGGAAGUGAAGCAUGUAGAGCUUGAGCAUGCGAUUUCUUGUCUUGACAUAAACCCAAUCGGUGAGAAUCUACAAUAUAGCUCCCUUGCAGCUGUUGGGAUGUGGACAGAUACAAGUGUGAGGAUAUUUUCACUCCCUGGCAUUGAACUAAUUAGGAAGGAGAAUUUGGGUGAAGUUGUUCAUCGUUCUGUUCUGCUGUGUACUAUUGAAGAGGUGUCGUACUUGUUCUGUGCUCUUGGAGAUGGUCACCUCUUUAGUUUUGUGUUGAACAUAAGUACAUGUGAACUAUCAGAUAGAAGCAGGGUCUCCUUGGGGACACAACCAAUCAGCCUCUGUAAAUUCUUAUCUCAUGAUAAAACUCAUGUGUUGGCUGCAUCAGAUAGGCCAACUAUCAUAUGCAGCAGUGACAAGAAGUUACUCUAUAGUUAUGUCAACUUGAAAGAAAUGAACCACGUGUGCCCUUUUAAUACAGUUAUUUUUCCAGAAAGCAUUGCGAUAGCUAAAGAAGCUGAACUUUCAAUUGGUGCAAUUAACUACUCCAGAAAGCGUCAUAUCCACACAAUCCCCUUGAAUGAGCAUGCACGCCGCAUCUGUCACCAGGAACAAUCUCAAACACUUGCACUCUGCAGUUUCAAGAACAAGUACAUGCAUGGAGUGAGCGAGACACAUUUUGUUCGUCUAUUAGACCAUCAGACUUUUGGGAUUUUAUCAACACAUAGUCUUGAUGCUUUUGAAUGUGGUUGCUCAAUCAUCAGUUGUUCAUUUUCUGAUGAUGAUAAUUUCUACUAUUGUGUGGGAACAGCAUAUGUUUUGCCCAUGGAAGAUGAACCCACAAAGGGGCGGAUCCUGGUUUUUUUAGUUAAAGAAGGGAAGUUACAACUAAUCAAAGCGAAGGAAACCAAAAGAGCUGUCUAUUCGCUUAAAUCAUUCAAUGGGAAAUUAUUGGCUGCUAUUAAUCAGAAGAUCAGAUUGUACAAGUGGGUGCAGCGAAAUGAUAUGUCACAUGUACUACAAUUUGAGUGUGCCCAUGAUGGCCACGUAUUAUCUUUGUAUACUCAAACACGUGGUGAUUUCAUCUUGGUUGGAGACUUGAUGAGAUCAUUAUCGUUGCUGAUAUACAAGCACGAAGAAGGCACGAUUGAAGAGGUGGCUAGGGAUUUAAACACAAACUGGAUUACUGCAGUUGAGAUGCUGGAUGAUGAUAUUUAUAUUGGUGCAGACAAUUGCUGUAACCUAUUUACCGUGUGCAAGUCCCCAUAUGGGUUCCUUGAGCCCGUUGGGGAGUACCAUCUGGGGGACGUGGUGAAUAGGUUGCAUCACGGUUCUCUGGUUAUGCACCACGCAGAUUCGGGGACAGGCCAGUUUCCUUCAGUCAUCUUUGGCACGGUCAAUGGCGCCAUCGGUGUGAUUGCCUCCCUUCCAUAUGACCUAUAUGCGUUCCUAGAGAAGCUGCAGUCCGUCCUUGUGAAUUUCGUCAAGGGUGUUGGUAACCUUAGCCAUGCAGAAUGGCGGUCAUUCUGUAACGCCAGGAGGACCAGUUCAGCCCGGAACUUCGUGGAUGGUGAUCUGAUUGAAUCUUUCUUCAGUCUGAGCCCAAGCCAGAUGGUGGAGGUUGCGUGCGCGAUGGGUGUCCCUCCGAUUGAGUUGUAUAAGAAAGUGCAGGAGUUGAUCAAUCCACACUAG